AAAGGUAAAGGUUUGAUCCUCUUUUAGGGUUUAGGCGGAGAUGAGAGUGCUCGUGGCGAUUGUGCUGCUGCUGUCCACUGCAUUUGCGGAUUUCGACGUGCGCGAGCACCUUUCCAGCUCCACCAGGUAUGAAGUUUCGCGAGAUCUUGGAAGCAAGCUCUUCACGGAGGAUCCAUCGCCGCCGGAAGGCUGUGUUCCUAUUCACUUGAAUCUUGUGGCAAGGCAUGGGACGCGAGCGCCUACAAAGAAGCGCUUGAAACAGCUUGAGGAGCUGGAAGUCAGGCUCAGUGAGCUUGCCAAGAGCAUGAAGUCUGGAGAGUUUUUUCUGCCUUCCGGAUGGGAGGCCGCAUGGAGAGGAAAGUUUGUCGGUGGCGAGCUGACAAUCCCCGGUGAGGAGGAGAUGUUCCGGCUUGGGCAGAGGAUCCGGGAGAGGUUCCCGGAGAUUUUUAGUGGUGACUAUCAUCCGAAAAUCAGCCCGAUCCUCACGACUCAGGUUCACAGGUCUGCGCAGAGUGCCGUUGCCUUCGGCAUGGGUUUGUUCUCGAACAAAGGAUCGCUUGGCGAUGGGAAGCACCGCGCAUUUUCGGUGAUCAGCGACAACAAAACCAAUGACAUACACUUAAGAUUUCAUGACUGUUGUCAAAACUACAAGGAAUCCAAAGCUGUUCGAAGACCGGCUGUGGCCAAACUCCAAAAAAAAGUAUAUGCACAGGUCUCCGCAGCCGCUACGAAGAGGUAUAAAUUACCGUUUACAAACGAUGAUAUUUCUUCUUUAUGGUUUUUAUGCAAGCAGGAAGCAUCUGUGUUAGAGAUCACUACGCAAGCUUGCAAGCUCUUUCUUCCAGAAGAGGUUCGUCUACUUGAAUGGGCGGACGACGUUGAGCUACAUCAUCUAAAAGGCUAUGGCGAUUCAAUCAAUUACAAAAUGGGCAUCUCUCUACUUUCCAACGUGAAAGAAGCUAUUGUUUCGGCUAUGGAGGAAAGCGCCAGAGAUUCUACAGACGCUAAGUUUCUGGAGAAAGCCAAGUUGCGAUUUGCACACGCGGAAACAGUAUUGCCGUUCGCGUGCCUCCUUGGCCUCUUUUUAGACGGAGCUGAUGUGAAAGUUGUACAGGAGGAGAAGUCCGUCGCGAUUCCUCCCAAACCUCCACUCCCUCGACUCUGGAGGGGAAGUCUAGUAGCACCUUUUGGAGGUAACACGAUGCUGGUACUUUACAAGUGCUCCAACCAAAGUCCAGCCUUCCGGGUGCAAGCCUUUCACAAUGAGCAUCCAAUGAUUAUGCCAGCAUGUAAUGGAUCGCAUUUUUGUCCCGUGGACCUUUUCCUGGACAAGAUUGUUUCCCCGCACUUGAAACACAGCUUCGAGGUGGUGUGUUUCCAGCCAAAGAAAGUCUCCUGGUUUUCCAGCCUGCUUCGGCUCUUUGGACUGCGGAGGAAGCCAUCGCCAGACGACGAUCAUGAGCUGUGAAAGGACACCGCGGCCAGGGCUUGAUAAACGAGGAGGAGAUUUUUGACAUGAAUCCAAACACGGGGAAGAAGCUGGGCGCUUUUCUACGAAACGAAAGCGGAAGGUACGCGAGGAAAACUUUCAUUCGACUCAAUAGGAGUGAGAGAUACGAAACCAAAACGGAUGAGAAGUCGCUGUCUAGGCUCUGCCACCUCGCUAUUCGAUCCGAUCACAUCUGGGUUUUUUUUCUAUUUUCUUGCUCUUCUUCGUUCCAGAAAAGUCGCGCUCGUAAGUUUGACAUAUAAGCUCCUCGCAAGUUUGAUCCA
Molecule: messenger RNA, 1773 nt
Organism: Selaginella moellendorffii
Lineage: Eukaryota; Viridiplantae; Streptophyta; Lycopodiopsida; Selaginellales; Selaginellaceae
Product: multiple inositol polyphosphate phosphatase 1
Exons: 12
Coding region: 41-1468 (475 amino acids)
Molecular function (GO): acid phosphatase activity; inositol phosphate phosphatase activity
Source: RefSeq, a predicted model, not a curated record